Molecule: messenger RNA, 1746 nt
Organism: Aphanomyces astaci
Lineage: Eukaryota; Oomycota; Saprolegniomycetes; Saprolegniales; Verrucalvaceae
Exons: 4
Coding region: 36-1235 (399 amino acids)
Biological process (GO): peptidyl-proline hydroxylation to 4-hydroxy-L-proline
Cellular component (GO): endoplasmic reticulum
Molecular function (GO): L-ascorbic acid binding; procollagen-proline 4-dioxygenase activity; iron ion binding
Source: RefSeq, a predicted model, not a curated record
AAUUCCUUCACACACCUCAACUAUCCGACGGAUUUAUGAGCUCGACAGCCGCGAAGGACGAUUCCACGUCACCAACUAGUGCGGACAAGUCGCCGCCCUCCAGUUGGCGUAUCUUCCUUCUCGUGGGGUUGGUCGCGGCCGCAGUUGUAGGAGGGUUUCAAUGGUACACCUCGACAACAACCUCAUCAUCGUCGCGAGUGCUGCUUGAAUCUAUCGAUGGGCCCAAGACCGUAACAGUGUACGACAAUGGUCAAUCCUCUGGAGGGGUUCAGGUGACGCUUUUUCCAUCACAUGUGCCGUCGGGACAUGCUUUGGCCGCGUAUCUGUCAGAGUUCAUUGUUGUCGACGGUAUUCAGUUGGCCACGUUGCCACCAACCCCGGUCGUGGCCGAUCGCGUUUACACUGGACACGGCAUGCUCGUGAGCUCCUUCGACGACAUUGUCCACGGCGAUCGACUAUAUCUCGUCGCGCCAGGGCUGUUGUUUGUGUGGCCGUUUGUUACGUUAGGACACCGCGUUCACUUGACAGCCAAGCUAAGCCCCACGACGAAACCCAUCGUACUCGAGAGCUUCAGCGACAGUCCUCGGGUGUUCCACGUGCACAACUUCUUCACCGACGCCGAAGCCGACGCGCUCGUGGAUCGCAUCCUGACCAUCGAUGACGACUUGGACAAGCUUCAGCAGUCGCAUGUGGGGCACGUGAGCGGCGCCAAAAAGGUGUCGCGGCACCGUACGAGCGAGAACGCGUUCGACCAAGUCAGCGACACCGCCGUGUCGAUUCGGAAGCGGUCGUUCGACCUCCUUCGCGUCCACCCAUACCAGGACGACAUGUCGGACGGGCUCCAGCUGCUCCGAUACACCCAAAAGCAAGCGUAUAUUGCGCACACCGACUACUUUAGCACCCACACGAGCUCCGACUGGAACUGGAACCCCAAAGCCGGCGGAUCCAACCGCUUUGCCACCGUGUUCUUGUACCUGUCCAACGUCACCGCAGGCGGCCAGACGGUGUUCCCGCUAGCCGACAUGCCGCCCGGCCACGACCAUCCCCCCAUGUCCCCCGACGUCCAAGAGCUGGCCCAGUCUCUGUUUGAAGACAACAGCUGGGAAAAGGACAUGGUCACCAAGUGCUCGACCAAGCUGGCCUCCUACCCCCGUAAAACCCACGCCGUCCUCUUUUACAGCCAAAAGCCCAAUGGUUACCAAGUCCCCUAUGAGAUCGAUCGUACACAUCCUUGACGUUUGCAUACGGUGUCGCAUAUAGGGGAGCUCGACCCCCAGUCGUUGCACGGGGGCUGCCCUGUGUUAGAAGGCACGAAAUGGGCGGCCAACUUGUGGGUGUGGAACAAGCGGCGGUAUGGCCUCGAUCAAGCGCGCACGGACAAACUCAACGUCCGGUUUGUCAACCCGUCGAGUGUCGCCGUCGACUUGGCUUGGAAAGAGUCCAAGAUGGCCACGAUUCCUGCGGGCCACAGCGUCCCGUACAGCUCGUUCCACGGCCACGUCUGGGUAGAGUACAUCAUCGCAUAUUGUGUGACCUUGAACCAUCAUCGCAUAUUCUUCUAGUCAUUCCGACAAGCGGGGACAGACACUGUCUUGCACACGCACACGUUGUCCGUUGACGACGGGGUCGACCAAACCAUCUCGUUGCCCACUUCAACCUCUGGAGCUGUAGGGGAUGAGUUAUAACACUACAACCUAGUUAUAACAGAAAUACCAGUACAACCGAGUUAUAACAACUGGAACACCG